Molecule: messenger RNA, 612 nt
Organism: Paraphaeosphaeria sporulosa
Lineage: Eukaryota; Fungi; Ascomycota; Dothideomycetes; Pleosporales; Didymosphaeriaceae
Exons: 1
Coding region: 1-612 (203 amino acids)
Source: RefSeq, a predicted model, not a curated record
AUGUCUUCUCCUGGCUCUUUCAAUAGGGUCCACGACCUGGCACUACAGCAGUCCCAGCAUGACGUUGAAAAGCUCGGGGCGUACAAGGGCUCUAUUGAAGCGCUUACGCGCGAUGAAGCGACAUUGCGGACCAGAAUAGACGAUCUACAAAAGAAGGGGGGAAAUCAUAGCCGCACUAGCAUCACCAGAGAUAGGGAGAGCUCGAGUCUCAUUCAUCGAACUGCAAACAUGGAGACGAACGAUCCCGCCGUGAAACAACUCGAACGCGAGGCAGCGAGACGAUCUGCCAAAGUAAUGGACCUGCGCAAACGAGAAGAACGGCGUACUAUCGCGAAUGCCCAUCGUCGCUCAAGCCUCGAGAAACAGGCCCAGAAAAGCCCGAUGGCAGCAGGGGGUCCUUCUGCUCAAAACGAGCAGUACACUCUAGGCGGGCACAACACUGAGCAAAACCAGACCACUCAGACAGACAAGCACGAAGCGAUCCUCUGGGAGUCACCUCGUGCCCCGUCCGGCCCUCGUGCUCCUCCCGGAGUUGAUCCAUUGGGCGAAGCUGAGGAGGACUGGGUGCCUUGCGGAUUUUGGGCCCGCUUCAUACGCGUUUGCUACCUGUGA